UGCGACAUGUCGUAAAGACGCUCUCUCACGUGGAAACGUCAUGGACGUUUCUUUAGCAAAUUUUAAGUUAAUUGCGUUAUUUUUCAGCUAAACCGGGAUCCACUGUGGUUGGUAUUGUUGUUUUUUCUGUACUCGUUUAUUAGAGGAGAAGGAGAAAAAAAAUGCUGCGCGGUUAAACUUGCGGUACCUUUUUUUUGGUCACACCGGCAGUGUAUGUGUGUUCAUGUGUGUAAUAAAAAUAAAAGUGAGUGAGUAAGUUGGUGCUCACAGACUAGUGUGCAUCAUGUUCGUGUUGGUAGAGAUGGUCGACACCGUCCGGAUCCCACCGUGGGACUUCCAGAAACAACUGAACGAGGCCAUAGCGGAGGAGCUGAACAAGAAACUGGCCAACAAGGUGGUCUACAACGUGGGUCUCUGCAUCUGCUUGUAUGACAUCACUAAACUGGAGGACUCCUAUAUAUUCCCAGGAGACGGCGCCUCGCACACUAAAGUUCAUUUCAGAUGUGUGGUUUUCCACCCUUUCCUCGAAGAGAUCCUCAUUGGCAAGAUCAAGUACUGCAGUCAGGAAGGAGUUCACGUGACGAUGGGUUUCUUCGAUGACAUUCUCAUUCCACCAGAGUCGCUUCAGCAGCCUGCAAAAUUUGACGAAGCAGAGCAAGUUUGGCUCUGGGAGUACGAGACAGAAGAGGGAGCGCACGACCUCUACAUGGACCAAGGAGAGGAGAUCCGUUUUCGGGUGUCAGAUGAGGUCUUUGUGGACACGUCUCCAACGGGGCCAGCCACAGCGGCGUCUGACACGCCAGCACAGCCGGGACAGUCAACGGCGCCACCGGCAGAGGAGAGCAUGGAGAAGAAAGAGGCCCCAUACACUCUGAUUGGGACCAUCUGCGAGCCAGGACUGGGGCUGCUUUCAUGGUGGAACAGUUAGCAAGACAGAAGAAGAAGAUGGCAUUUAAAAGACGCGAAGACGCGAGGACGGUCAGCAGAAGACGCAGAAUGCUGUCGUUUCUUACAACAAGCACAAAGAAGUCGAGCUGCAGUCUAAACCAAGACAUCGUCAGUGUACCAGUAGCUGAUGAUGGACACUGGUUGCACUGAGAGAACUGCUCUAAGCAUACCAGCUUUAAGUUUACAUGUACAAUUUGCCUCUUUAUGUGUUUAUUAACAAAAUUAUCAUUUGGUAUAUUUCCUUCUCAUUAUCACAUCAGCCAGUUAUGCAUAACUUUUAACUUACUUGUGAGCAAAACAGCUUUAUUUAUCAGUCGUUUUUUAUCUUUUUCUUCUGCAUUAUAAAUGCAUUUCACCAGAGGAAGAGGCUGUGAUCUGGGAAAUUGUCAUUUUGUGUGAUUAUAGCAAAUAAAUCAGAGGAGAUUAGUGACCAGCUCUUUAAAUCCCACAUUUUGAGGGGCAGUAAAGGACGCAGCCCUGUGUGUUUAUAACAGAUCUGCACAGUUUGGUUGUGACUCACUCACAGAUUUGUGUGUAUUGUGAAAUCAGAAUUGCAGAAGACAGUAAUUCAUGUGACAGCUUGUUUGUCUGGGUUGUGAAACUCGAACUAAAACAGACUGGUUGCAUGUGACCUUCAGCAGAAAUACUGCUUUAGAGAAUGUGUAGCAUAAGAACUGUGUGAAUGUGUUUAUUAUUAUUAAAAUGAUUUUUU
Molecule: messenger RNA, 1660 nt
Organism: Melanotaenia boesemani (Boeseman's rainbowfish)
Lineage: Eukaryota; Metazoa; Chordata; Actinopteri; Atheriniformes; Melanotaeniidae
Gene: polr3h
Product: polymerase (RNA) III (DNA directed) polypeptide H
Exons: 6
Coding region: 284-928 (214 amino acids)
Biological process (GO): DNA-templated transcription; transcription initiation at RNA polymerase III promoter
Cellular component (GO): RNA polymerase III complex
Molecular function (GO): DNA-directed RNA polymerase activity; DNA binding
Source: RefSeq, a predicted model, not a curated record